ACAUGGACGAGGUUCUGCCGAAGCCUCGGUUCCACCUGGACCUCUGGCUCGGCUUCACUGUCCAGAACUGGGUCCUGGAUGUGGGCCGGCCUGUUGUCAUGCUCGUCCUCCCAGCAGACUGGUUUCCUCUGAACCGUCCUGCUGCUGCAGAUUAUCUCCACUUCCUGUACAACAUCACCGCCCCGCUCAUCCUGCUGAAGAUGCUCGAACGCAGCCCCAGGACUCCGCCCCUCCCGGCCGUCCACCUCUGCAUCGUUGCCGUCGUGAUGGCGACCAGCUUCCACCUGGUGGCCGACUCCGUCACCCGUCGCCUCCUGCUGAUUGGCUACCAGCUGCACGUGUCCGUCAGAGAGAAUCCGGUCAUGAAGAACCUGGAACCCUCGUCUUUGGUCGAUGCCUUCGAGCUCCUGUUUUACUAUGACGACACGCUCGGUCACCUGAUGUGGUACAUCCCUCUCUUCCUCAUCCUCUUGCUCUUCUUCAGUGGUUGUUUCUGCCCCAGGAGUCAGGAGGAGAGGAUGCCCUCAGCAGCGUGGAUGCUACUCGCUCCAAACGCGGCCUACUACUGGUACCUGAUCACCGAGGGACAGACCUUCAUCCUCUUCAUCUUCACCUUCUUUGCAAUGACCGCCACAGUGAUGCACCAGAGGAGGCGGGGCAUGGUUCCCGACAGCAACGGCCUCUUCAUGCUCUACAGUUUCUCUGCAGCUCUGUGCCUGGUGGCGGUCUGGGUGGCCGGUCUGUGGAACGACCCCGUCCUGAGGAAGAAACACCCCGGGCUGAUCUACGUCCCGCAGCCUCGAGCCGUCUACACCCUCUACCUGGGCCGGGUCGCACAGACGUGUUGA
Messenger RNA from Seriola aureovittata, 848 nucleotides. It is a transcript of the gene cln6b, whose product is annotated as CLN6 transmembrane ER protein b. The record is from RefSeq and is a predicted model, not a curated record. Lineage: Eukaryota; Metazoa; Chordata; Actinopteri; Carangiformes; Carangidae. Bases 3 to 848 code for a protein of 281 amino acids. The transcript has 7 exons.